ACCAAGACCAAACACAGACACACACACAACAAAAGCUUCACACAUAUUCCAUAAUGUCAACCCCACCAAUGUCCUUCUUUCCCUUCCUUCUCUCCCUCUUCCUCCUCUUACCCUUACUCUUAGCUCAAGCUCCAUCACCGCCUCCAACACAAGCUCCUCUUCCUCCUCCUUCUUCCUCUCCAUCACCAUCUCCAACACAAGCUCCUCUUCCUCCUCCUUUUUCCUCUCCAUCACCAUCUCCAAUACAAGCUCCUCCUCCUCCUCCUCCUUCUUCAACUCCAUCACCAUCUCCAACACAAGCUCCUCCUCCUCCUCCUUCUUCCUCUGAAGCAUGCAAAUCCACACUCUACCCAAAACUCUGCCGUUCCAUCCUCUCCUCCAUUCGCUCUUCCCCAUCCGACCCUUACCACCUAGGCAAAUUCUCCAUAAAACAAAGCCACAAACAAGCCAAGAAACUCUCCAAAGUCUUCAACGACUUCCUGACAAAGCACCACGACUCUUCCUCCCUCAACCAGGCUGAGCUCGGCGCACUGGACGACUGCGGCGAGCUCAACAACCUCAACGUGGACUUUCUGAAGAAAGUCUCCGACGAGCUGAAAGACUCCACGGAGGCUUCCAGCGUCGACGAGGUGGUGGAAGAUGUCGAGACGUAUCUGAGUGCGGUGGCCACAAACCACUACACUUGCUAUGAUGGGUUGGUGGCGAUCAAGAGUAAGUUUGCUGAUGCUCUUGCGGUGCCUCUCAGGGAUCUGACGAAGCUUUACAGUGUGUCGCUUGGGUUGGUUUCACAGGCUGUGAGGAAAAACCAGAAGAAGCAUAAGACGCGUAAACAUGGGCUUCCCACCAAGAAUUUCAAAGUGAGGCAGCCACUUGAAAAGCUUAUUAAGCUUCUUCACACAAAGUAUAGUUGCAAUAACUCAUCCAAUUGUGCUAGAAGUGAAAGGAUUCUUAAAGAAAGUGAAAGCAGAGGAGUUCUGCUACACAACUUUGUGGUCGUUAGCCAUGAUGGCACAGACAACUUCACUUCCGUUGGAGACGCUAUUGAUGCAGCACCCAAGCAUUUGAAGCCUGAAGAUGGCUAUUUUCUCAUCUAUGUCAAAGAAGGAAACUAUGAGGAGUAUGUAGCUGUUCCCAAAGAAAAGAAGAAUAUCUUGCUUAUUGGUGACGGAAUCAACAAGACUUGCAUCACAGGAAAUCACAGUGUCAUAGAUGGUUGGACAACUUUCAAUUCUUCAACCUUUUCUGUCUCCGGAGAAAGAUUUAUUGCAGUGGAUGUCACAUUCAGAAACACAGCAGGCCCUCAGAAGCACCAAGCAGUAGCAGUGAGGAACAAUGCAGACCUGUCCACAUUCUACCGUUGCAGCUUUGAGGGCUACCAAGACACUCUCUAUGUCCACUCCCUCAGGCAAUUCUACAGAGAAUGUGACAUCUACGGAACCGUCGAUUUCAUCUUUGGCAAUGCUGCAGUGGUCUUCCAGAGCUGCAACAUCUAUGCCAGGAAACCAAUGCCAAACCAGAAGAACGCCAUCACGGCACAAGGCAGAACUGAUCCCAACCAAAACACUGGAAUUUCAAUACAGAAUUGCAGGAUUGAUGCUGCACCAGACUUGGCUGCAGCUUUGAAUUCCACUAAGAAUUUCUUAGGCAGGCCAUGGAAAGUGUAUUCCAGGACUGUGUUUUUGCAGUCAUACAUUGGUGAUUUGAUUUAUCCUGCUGGAUGGUUAGAGUGGAAUGGCACUGUUGGGUUAGACACACUCUUUUAUGGCGAGUUCAACAACAAUGGACCUGGUGCUGAUACCAACAAUAGGGUAAAAUGGCAGGGUUACAGUCUCUUGAAUGCUACUCAAGCUUUGAACUUCACUGUCCUUAAUUUUACCUUGGGGGGUACAUGGCUUCCUGAGACAGAUAUACCCUACACUGGAGGACUUGAUGACUGAAGUUAUACUGAAGUAGUAAAUUUGUUUCAUUCAUUUGCUAGUUGUAACAUCGCUUUUUUUAUUUUAGGAGAGUUUGACAAGACCGAAGUCCUCAGUUUCCAUUUGGUGUCCUCUUCCUUGUACCACCAAUCAUACUGUGUCAUGUCAUUUAAAAUCUAGUCAUGCUAGGUUAUAAUUGUCGUACCCAUACCUACAUGUAAUAAUUUGAUUAGUGGGACAUGGGAGAGAACACUAAAUGAGGACAAAUGAUCUUCAUCCGAGCUCAAUAAAGGCCACAUCAUGAAUAUUUGGAUGAAAUUCUAAAUUUUAUAUGUAAAAUAAGGUUAUCAUUCGUGUA
This is a messenger RNA of Lotus japonicus, 2274 nucleotides long. RefSeq names its product probable pectinesterase/pectinesterase inhibitor 47. Lineage: Eukaryota; Viridiplantae; Streptophyta; Magnoliopsida; Fabales; Fabaceae. The coding region runs from base 54 to 1937 and encodes 627 amino acids. Gene Ontology annotation, biological process: cell wall modification. The record is from RefSeq and is a predicted model, not a curated record. Gene Ontology annotation, molecular function: pectinesterase activity; pectinesterase inhibitor activity. The transcript is spliced from 3 exons.